AUGAGAGCGGCACGUCCCAGGGUUCUGUUGUGGGCCUGCCUGGCAUUUCUACUGGGCCGGGGCUUUGUCCUUCCUGGGCUGACCAACCGUGGCAGCCGGGUCGCGCGAGCCGCUGAGAGGCGUGAGAUUACCAAAGUGGAGAUCUGCAUUCACAGAGACUGCAAGCGCAGAGGUGGCGGGGCGAAGCUCCGGAAGGUCUUCGAGGACUUGGCUGCAGGGACCGACAUCGAGGUUGGGGAGUACGACUGCUUCGACGAGUGCCCUUUCGGACCCAACGUGAGGACACUCAGUGGUCCCGAUGACCAGUUCGGGCGCGUGCUGAACGGCGUGAAGGGGGAGAAGAAGGUGGCCGAAAUCCUCGGAGUGGACCUGCCAGAGGAGGAGAAGUGA
This is a messenger RNA of Symbiodinium natans, 390 nucleotides long. NCBI's taxonomy places the organism in Eukaryota, Dinophyceae, Suessiales, Symbiodiniaceae. The record is from the annotation of a GenBank genome assembly.